UAGACACUUUAAAUUCAUUACCAAAGAGUUGAGCAAUUUCAACAUUAACACGUUUCACAUGAUGUCAAACGUUUUAAUGUGAUAAUGGAGACGAUGCGUCCGCUCAUUAUACUUCUCGUUGCAACAUUUGAUUAUUGUUUGGGCGGUAAAACGACACUCGUUAAACUUGAACACAAUGGCUAUAUAGAUGUAGUUGUAGCGAUUGGUCCAAAAGUGGACGAGAAUACGACAAUCAUUACUGAGUUGAAGAAUAUGAUAGUUGAUGCAUCGCACUAUCUUUAUAACGCAACAAGAAAACGAGCUUACUUUAAGAAGAUCAGUAUUUUGGUGCCAUCAACAUGGAGCGAUGAUUCACAAUACGAGAAUGCAAACCUUGAGACGUUUGAAAAUGCAGACUUCCGGGUGGACACAUGGUAUAACAAUAACCCAUAUACCAGGCAACUCGGUCAAUGUGGAGAACCCGCUAGCUAUUGUCACCUGACUCCGGACUAUGUUCUAGACACACACAAUGACCGGUUAACAAGAUGGGGACCACCUGGUCGUUUGCUCGUACACGAAUUUGCUCACCUGCGGUACGGAAUAUUUGACGAGUACGGAUUACUAGGUAGCACAGAGACACCGCCUUCCUAUAUGGACAGCAACGGGAAAUACGUCCCCACAGGUUGCACGGAUAAAAUUAAAGGUACAUACUGGAACAAAAGGACCAAUGUUACAUGUAACGAUUUCAAUAUGGCAACCUUCCCAGAGGAGGCGGACUGUAUGUUCAUACCAGAUGUGAAACAAACCGCCAGAGCGUCCGUGAUGUAUCUGCAAUUCCUAGAAUCAGUAAUGCAUUUUUGUGAGUCUGACCCGGAUGAGCCUGAUCUGGUACACAACAUGCUGGCUCCCAAUCUUCAAAACCUAAAAUGCAAUAAAAGAGGGACAUGGGACGUAAUUAUGCAUCACGAGGAUUUCUCUGGCAAUGCAAAUCCUCCUAGAAAUAUUGAUGAUCUUACCCCAGAAAUAACAGUCCGUUACAGGAGAAACUCGUCGCCGUCUGGUAGUUGUAAAAGAAUGGUUUUAGUUCUGGAUAAGUCAGGGAGCAUGAGCACCAAUAAAAGACUCUUCGCUCUGGCCCAAGCCGCCUACAAAUGCAACAUAUCAGGUAUCCAAGACCGUGAGAGUCUUGCAGGAGGUUUGGCUACACAAGCAGGCGGGUCGACUGCAAUAGGAGAGGGCGUUAUUAAAGCUUUAGAUAUGCUGAAAGAGAAUGGAGGUUCUACCAUUGAUGCAACGAUAUUAGUUUUGUCGGAUGGUCAGGAAAAUGCUGGCCGUCCCAUAAGUGAAGUGUUAAGUUCGGGAAUUCUGGACAACACCAGAGUUAAAGUUGAUAGCAUUGCCUUCAGUAGAAGUGCAGCCCAAAGUCUGGAAGACCUUGUGAAAAGAACUGGUGGUACUCCACAUUUCUACUCUGAAGAUCCGACCUCUACUGCUCUAGAAGAUGCCUUUAUCAAGUCAAUGGGGGAGACUAGAGACUGCAUUGGAAUCUCGCCUGAAGUGAUACGGAGUGAGAAAACAUUUAUAUUAAGAUCAGUCUCGACCCAAUACAACAUCUCUGUAGAUGGCUCUCUUCGGUACAACACUACAUUCAUGUUUACCCCACCAACUAAUAUAACAUAUACGGGAUCAUUAUCGGUAACAGUAACAAGUCCAAGUAAUAUAACCUACACAGCGACAAGUCCAGAAUACACGGAGCAUGCCAGCUUUUUUGUCAUCAGAUUUGUAAUUCCAGGAAUAUCAGAUGCUGGAACCUGGACAUACGUUAUCCAAAGUUCUAACUUCAGUGGCCACGUUGGGGUAAAUAUACGAUCUUUUCCCCAAAAAAAUUCUGAAGGAAUCACUAUGAAAUCUUGGACGAACAAAUUGGAGGUGAAUGUACCAAAAGAUACAUCUAUUGUAUAUGCUGAGAUAGCACAGGGCUAUGCGGCUGUAAAAGGAGCACAAGUAGAAGCUGUUAUUGAACUACCAGGGAGCCAGUUCACCAGGAUUGCUCUCUUUGACAAUGGUGCAGGUAGUGACAACUUCAAAGAUGACGGAGUCUACUCUAAUUUCUUCCCUGACGUGUCCGGUGAUGAUCGAUAUUCUGUUACCGUUAAGGCAAGUAACCCCAACGGAUCCGCUAUGGUGCAGCGUAACGGCGCUACUUCUGGAAGUUCAGCGUAUGACCUCUCACAGGAGGAGAAUGAUGUUACGUGGGAAAGUAUAGGAGACUUUGAAAGAGAAUCAUCCGGUGGAUCGUUUAAGGUGGCAAAUUCAUCAAGAAAAGAAGAAUAUCCUCCCGGGAGAGUUGAUGAUUUUUCAGUCGAGAGGGUACACCCAGAGAAAAGAAUUGUGGCACUGACAUGGACAGCUCCUGGUCAGAAUGCAUUUUCAGGAACUGUGACUGGAUUUGAGAUAUUUGUGCAUCACAAAAUGGAGGCCCUUGUUGCCAAUCAUCUCCAUGGUUACGUGGUGCAUAAAUCAGACCUGGUGGAUGGAUCACUAGAACCACUACCAGCAUUCAGCAGACAUAGAAUUGUGAUCAGACUGCCAAAAUUUGGCGUUGAAAACGAGACGUCCUACAGUUUCGUGAUGUGGUCUUGGGAUGAAUUGGACAUUCGUAGCGACCUGUCUAAUUACAUAAGUGCUAAUAUAUUCGUGGCCACAACUAUGGGACCCACCACUGAUCCGGAAACAACUGCCCUAACUACCACACAAACUAUUUUGACCGAUGUCAUAACGACUAUGGGACCCACCACUGAUCCGGACACAACUGCCCUAACUACAACAAAAACUAUUUUGACCGAGGUCACAACGACUAUCGGACCUUCCACUGAGCCGGAAACAACUAUGGGACCUACAACGGAAACUCUAGAUCCUACUACAGAGGCCGAUACAACUACAAACAAAAGUAGUGGUCCUUCGGCACUAGGGCUAUGGAUUGGCAUUCCGAUUGGUACUCUUGUAGUCAUCAUACUGAUCUUUAUGUGGAUCUUUGUUCUGUGCCUUAAAAAAUCAAGGAAAAGGCAUUCAAAGAAGUCCAGCUCUAGAUGGUCUGAUACUGAAAAGGGCCGGGGAACGCGGAAAAGAUCAUCUAUCAGUGAAAAUGAUCAAAUCAGUCCAGCGUAUAUUAAUCCGAUUUACGACUCUGAGGCAUACGGGUCAACACCGGGACAUAGUAGAACACAGGGAUAUGGAAUGAGACCUCCACUAGAUCUUAUGUAUAGUGCAUACUCAAUAUCAAACCAUAUGGAAACGAUGUAUGAUUGAUUGCUUUUCCCGCCAUAUGAGUAUUUGGCUAUGAUGUCAGACAAAUCUUAGUCGUAGUAUUAACUGGCCUCACGAGGCAACUUAUUUUGUUAGCUUGUAUCUAGAAGUGCUUGGGAUAGCCCGGAGACAUGGAACUGCCUGUGCUUAAGUUUAAACAUUAUUUUUGCGAACAGUCUAGUAAAAUCCGUAUAAUUCACAAUGAUUCGAAACUUACACAAUCAAUCGGCUGGGAUAUAAACCUGCUUUUUCCUGUAAUUAUUGAAGUUCGUAGGAAAAAUCGUCCAUACAAGAAGUGAAUUACUUAAAACCCCUAUAUAAAUUUUAAACCACUUUGGCUUAUAUUG
Molecule: messenger RNA, 3632 nt
Organism: Owenia fusiformis
Lineage: Eukaryota; Metazoa; Annelida; Polychaeta; Sabellida; Oweniidae
Source: the annotation of a GenBank genome assembly